This is a messenger RNA of Lodderomyces parapsilosis, 2601 nucleotides long. RefSeq lists its product as uncharacterized. The transcript has a single exon. Gene Ontology annotation, molecular function: GTPase activator activity. The record is from RefSeq and is a predicted model, not a curated record. Bases 1 to 2601 code for a protein of 866 amino acids. Gene Ontology annotation, biological process: cytoskeleton organization; small GTPase-mediated signal transduction. Gene Ontology annotation, cellular component: division septum; cytoplasm; cell division site. Lineage: Eukaryota; Fungi; Ascomycota; Pichiomycetes; Serinales; Debaryomycetaceae.
AUGUCAUUUGCUGAGAAUUUUUGGACCCAGGAUUAUAACCUGGGGUUUCAAAUUCUAUUUGGACAACUUUUCGAAGGCAUACACGAAAAUGACGACUUUAUAAACUUAUUCAGAAAAAGAAUGGAGCUGGAGAUGUUGUAUGGAACCUCUCUCAAGUCCAUAUCAACAAACGCAAAGCCAAGUAGUAAACGUCAAGCCAACGACGAUUACGCGUCAACAAUCAAAAAUGCAUACUCGGAAUUACACGACAAUUUCAACAAACAAGGUCAAUACCAUUUGGAUAUUGCUGAGAACAUAGAAACAAUGGUUCUUGUUCCGUUUGAAAAAUGGUGCAACGAACACGAACAACGGAUUGGAUACUCCACCUCGACUAUCAAUGCAAAAUACAAGUCGCUAAAGUCUAUGCAAAGUCAAGUGGAUAAAUUGCAAAACAGGUACUUUAACAAGUGCAGAAUUUUGGAAGAGUUCAAAAGCCAUUAUUCUGAAAAGGAGUUGAACGAGGAGAUGAGUGAUUCUGAGUUUUAUAGGAAAAUUUCCGGGUCAAAAGCAGUUGAGUCUACUGAUGACGACGGAGAAGAAGAAGAAGAAGAGGAAGAAAAUGGUGCAGACACAAGUUUUGAGUUUACUCACACUGAGUUCAAUGCCAAACAAAUGGAAACUCUUUUGAAACAAAUGUUAAUUGGUAUACCUCGAACAGAUCAUAAAGUUCCUAUUCUAGGUACCUACCAAGACGUAUCUACUGGAAGUUCCAUCACACAAUGGGUUCUCGACAAUGUUCCUGAAAUCGAAAAGAACUUGGAGAAAGCGGAGAGGUUUGGUCAAGAUUUGAUAAAGAAUGAAUUUAUCAGAGUUGUUGGAUCCAUGGGCAAAUCAUUUAUCAAUUCUUCUCAAUUUUUCUAUCAGUGGAAACAAAAGGCUUUCGAUGUUGCCCAAAUCAUCCCAAGUAACAACGAUGGUGCUAACAACGGUUUCGCCAAAGGGUUUGGCACAUUCAAUUUUGAUGAUGUUAAAGAAGCAAUUGGUGUAAGUGGUGUUGACUAUACCGACAAAACUCAAUACCCUAAAUUGCUCAAAGAGGUCAAGUCUUUGGAUGCUAGGUACUUUGAAAAAGUUAAAGAGCUUGAUGUGUUGAGAUGCGAGUUUGAAGAACUUGUUAUGGACCACUUAACUUUCAUGCAAAAGUGUGAAUUGGAUCGAUUGAAAGCUAUCAAGAAAGUUUCUUUUGAUUUUAUAGCUAGUUUCGCAAACAGGGUAAAGCAGUUGCAAAUGGUUACGGAUGAGUUGGUAUUGUUGGAAGAAACAAUCAAUCCAGUUAGCGACUUGAAGUUUUUGAUUGAAAAUUAUGCUACAGGCUAUUUCAAACCUCAUGUGACAUUGUACGAUAAUUAUUAUGACUCAAAUCUAAGACAAACCUUUGGUGUUGACUUGAGUGUCAAGUCUAGACUUGACAAAAAAGUGGUUCCUAUUAUUGUUCAAUGUAUCUUGAGCCACUUGGACCACACAUAUCCCGAUUUGAAGAACGACGAGGAAAGGAUCAAUCUUUGGACCCAGCCAGUGCAUUUGUCGAAUGUUCACAAAUUGAGAUCACAACUCAAUGACUUGUCUGAUCCAAAUAAAAUUUCCGAGAUCUUGGGCCAAAGUAAUCCUGUUGUAAUCACCAAUGUGUUGAAAUUGUACUUGAUGGAAUUACCAGACUCAUUGAUACCGCAUAAUUACUACGAUGUAAUCAAGUUGUUGUAUCACAACUAUCACGACCAAUCGCAAAAAGAUGCACGUAUCAAUGGUCUUCAAAACGUUUUAUCAGAGCUUCCUAAAUGCAACAUAGCUACCCUCGACGCUUUGUUGACUCAUCUCAAACGGUUAGUGCAAAUAAUUGGAGCUAAAGAUAAGGAGGCCUCCAAGAAUCUACAAAAUGCCCUCUGCUUAGAGUUUGGCAAGUUGUUAUUACGUCCAAAGACAAGUACACAUUUCGAUCUUUCGAAAAGCAGCUUCAACGACAAACAUCCUGUCAAUACCAUGCAGGAUCUACUUAAAAACAAGGAAACGAUCUUCAAUGAACUUAGGAGAAACAGCUCAAAAGCUAAAUCGCACAGCGCUGCUAGCAGUCCUAAUGUAAGCCGUACUGGAUCCACCAAAUCUCGUCAAGAUCCACCUCUUGCUCCAAGUGAAUCAUUAGCAGCAAGAUCCAAAUCUCGUUUGGAAUCAAGGUUGAAGAAAGCUGUGAAACAUAGGGAAAACAGUUUGUCUAGUGAGAAACCAGAGAAAGCACACGAAACACAAGCACCAUCUCAACAAAAUGAUACACAAGCAACAUCUCAGCAAAAUGCUUUUGACGAUGCAGCACGGUCUGACCAAAGUAGCAAAUCCGAAUCGAGAUCUCGUUCAAGUACUCCCCCACCUACACCUGCCAAGUCGCCAAUGUCUUUGAAACGUUCAGUUUCACCAAAGAAGAAGAGAUUAUCGUCGAUGUUAUUGGAUGAUGCCGUAGAUGCAACUCCAAAGACGCCAUCCAAGAGUAAAAGCCAACUGGGUGAUGAACCUGAUCUGUACACGCCAUCAAAGUCGGGCUCCAAUGGAAGCUCUACAGUAAAUAGCAAAUGA